Microdochium trichocladiopsis is the source of this 1038-nucleotide messenger RNA. Its product is annotated as chromatin associated protein KTI12. Lineage: Eukaryota; Fungi; Ascomycota; Sordariomycetes; Xylariales; Microdochiaceae. The coding region runs from base 1 to 1038 and encodes 345 amino acids. The transcript has 2 exons. The record is from RefSeq and is a predicted model, not a curated record.
AUGCCGAUGAUCAUCGUGUCCGGCUUUCCAACGUCGGGCAAGUCGACCCGCGCAAGGCAGCUCUACCAGUACCUCGAGGAGCGCAUCGCCGCCGCAACAACCACGGGCACCACCCCAAAGUACCGCCUCCACCUCAUCUCCGACCAGUCUCUCUCCAUCCACAGAUCCGUCUACGACCUAUCCUCCGUGCCGGCGCACGUCCGCUCCGCCAAUGCCUCUGAGAAGGAUGCGCGGGCCACCAUCUACGGCGCCGUCAAGCGCGUCCUGAGCGACAAGGACAUUGUCAUUCUCGACGGGCUGAACUACAUCAAAGGCUGGCGCUACCAGCUCCACUGCGAGGCCAAGGCCAUGCGGACCCCAAGCUGCAUCCUCCAGAUCGGCUGCUCCAAGGACAAGUCCAAGGAGGUCAACGAUGCCAGGUUGAGGAGGCAGGCCGAACAGCUCUCUGCCGCCGGAACGGACCUCGCUGCCGCCGCCGAUGAUGGUGGUGGUGGUGCUGCGACUGACCCUGAAGCGCCUUAUGAGCCGGCCAACUGGGAAAAUCUGGUGUUCCGCUACGAGGAGCCGAACCCCAUGACCCGCUGGGAUAGUCCCCUCUUCCCCGUGAUCUGGGAGGACGAUGCCGACCAGGCCCGGAAGGUCUUUGAGCAGUUAUGGGACGCGAUCGCGGGCGAGGGCCGCAAAAUCAUCAAGCCCAACCAGGCCACCGAGCAGAGAAGCCGCGACGCCGGCGGCGACUACCUCUACACGCUCGAUCGCGAGACGCAGGAUGUAGUCAAGCGGAUCCUCGACCAGCAGUCGGACGAAGGCGGUGAUGAGAUCAGCAUCUCGCGCGGCGACAGCGGCGCGGAGGCCUUGGUCGUUGAGCUCCCCGCCGGCAAGAAAGUCGGCCUCCCGCAGUUGCAGCGCCUGCGAAGGGCAUACUUGGCGCUCAACAGGGGCGGAAUCGGACUCGAGAGCGUCAAGAACAUGGGCCCGCCACAGAUACGCGAAAGCUUUGUCGGCUACCUCAAUGACGCGUUUGAGAAGGAUUCUUGA